AAACAACUCGCAAUUCACGUCAGUCUCUACUUGCCUCUCGUCGAAAUUAGUCGUUUCACUGUGAAAAAUAAAAAAAAAAUGUUUCUGUGCAGCACUUGUGGGGAAUUGUUUUCCUAUAAAAGGAAUUUGACAAGACAUGCGAAGACUUGUAAUGCCAAUGAAAUCCAAACUGCCACGCCCCAAACCAGCGUGGACGAGGGUGCUAGCCUUAGUAAACAUAUGUGCCAAAAAUGUUUGAAAUCCUUUAGCAGAAGUGAUAGUUUAGGCAGGCAUAUGAAGAUUUGUAAAGGAGCCCCUAAUGUCAAUCAGCCUGAACCAAAAAAUUUAGAGAAGACCUCCCUAAAAAGGACGAGCUCUGCCACUAACAUCAAUCAGGUAGAGCCAGAGUCUUCGGUGCCAAAGAGAGCUAGACUUGGUUUCAAUAACGAACACUUGGUAAUGCAGGAGGAAGGUGUUUACUUAGUUAAUACCUCUUACAAAAACCGAAUUGCUACAUACCGACUUUUAUCGAAAAAAGAUCCUAUCAGCGUUAAUGAUUUUUUAGCUAAUCUCCGCGAAAAAAUUAUUGCGUUGGUAAGGUGCCAAAUCGAAAGAUUUGGCAAUGUGAAAGUCGGUAUGGAGCUUUUCGGUCGUUUCCUCCUGCAGACAAAGGAGGUAGAGGAGACCAAGUCCUUUGGCUCUAGGUUCAGGGGAGCAAGUCAGGGCACCGAUUUGGAGGAGUUGUUUGAUCAGUUCACCACUAUCAUUAAGCGGAGAUUCCAGGAGUUCAAUGAAAAAGAUAGUGGUUGGACUCUUCAGCAACUCCUUCACGUAGAUGUAAGGGUAAAUAAAAUCAACCCACUAAAAGCCUCAUCUUAUAUACCAUUACCGAAGGAAAUAGAAGCGAAAAGGGCUCGGAAAAUCUAUAGGUUGAAACCAAUGGCAGCUAUUUUUUACUUCUAUUUUCCUUCGAUUUUUUAUUUAUUUUUUUAUUUAUUUAUUUAUUAAGAUUUAGUUACUUUCAUGUUUAAGAGGAUGGGUUAAUUUUAUUUUUGUAUUUUUA
Sitophilus oryzae (rice weevil) is the source of this 1042-nucleotide messenger RNA. RefSeq lists its product as uncharacterized. Lineage: Eukaryota; Metazoa; Arthropoda; Insecta; Coleoptera; Curculionidae. Bases 79 to 987 code for a protein of 302 amino acids. The transcript is spliced from 7 exons. The record is from RefSeq and is a predicted model, not a curated record.